AUAAUUAAUAAAUUUAAUUUAUCAUUUCAGCAAUCUAAAUUUUUUACAAACAUAUAAAUUUCAUUUAUAUCCGCAUAAGGGGCAAAAUUCAACAUUAUUAGCAACACUGAAAAUCCCCAUUGUAAAGUGUUUCGUUCCUCGUGUGUGUUUUUGUUCAUCGUUUUGCAACAGAAGUGUAGAGCCAUUUGAAGGCACCUAAUUUUUUGUAUUUUUCUUUGAUCGAGUGUAGAAGUACAUAGCAGCCAAACAAAAUGCGUAUCACCUCGUCCCUGCUUGGAGCCCACUUCGGCAACUUGGCCAAAGUGCACGGUAUUGUCACCUAUAAGCUAUCGCCAUUUGAGCAGCGUGCAUUUGCUGGUGCGAUUAGCAAAGGUCUGCCCAACAUUUUCAACCGCAUCCGCUCUAAUCUCUUCAUUGUGGCACCACCCUUCAUUGUUGGAUACCUUAUCUAUGAUCUGACGGAACGUGAGCACCACCACUUGUCUCGUAAGAAUCCAAAGGAUUUCGAGAAUGAAGAAUAGAAAUGUAUAUUUGAAAUUAAAUAGAUUUUCGAUCACACAAAACAUGUAAAAGAAAUAUAGUUUAAUUAUGCAAAGUCUGUAUUUUUUAGGGUACUUUGCUGCAGAUUUAAAUUUGUGAGAGUUUACAUUAUUAUUUUAUUAACUGACUAGCGAUUGUGGUUAGACAUGGUGCUAACUUGAUGAGUCGUAGGGUUAACCAUAGAAAUAUUAAAAAUUCGGUUAAACUAAAACUACGAAACAUUUUGUUUAUCUCUAAGGUGCUUUUUACAAAUGGAGUAGCACUUGAGUGCAUUAAGAGAAGAUAAGGAACUCGGCAAACAUUUGUUGCAAGGAGUAAGAAUCACAUAUUGUUGUUUUUUUUUUUUACUAUAUAUUAAAAAUAAAAAAAUUUUUUUAAAUUGGAUGUAAGAAAUUUAAAUUUAAAUUUUGAGUUAAAAAAGAGUAAAGAAUUUUUCUCCUAUAUUCAUAAUUAAUGGUUCACCCUACAAAUACGUAACGCAAGUUCUCAUUACGUGUUGAAGUGUCAUAAGACAGUCAGCUGAUGUAACUGUCAAUUUACAUUUUACAGCUGUAUUUGUGUCGUUUAAUAAAUUUCUUUGUUUUUCUAGCAUAUUAAUUUUUUUAAGAAGUUUUUGGCGGAAUUUCUUUUUCAUGUAUAAACUACUUAUAGUCAACAAAGUGCAUGCGAAUUCCUAAAGCGACUUUUGGCGUAAUAUUUAAGCAACUUUAAGGUAAUUCCUGAACGUAAACGGAUGCAGAUAGACAACAGUAUAAGAUGGAAGAUUGCUGCAGUAAUGAAAUGCGCAGUCAAACCUUUCAUAAUGUGUUGAAAUCAGUAUUAGAUUCCAAAGUAAUCAACAUCCAAGUAUUUACCGUGGCCGUUGGUAUCCUGUUUAUUGUAAUUCUACUGAAGAAUCGUUUUCGCAGUUUCUGUGGCACUUAACUAAACGAUAACGUAAUAAGGACUGGAGUUCUGUGGUGGUGUGUAAAACUGGACAUGUAGUAACUUAAUAAAUUAAGAUUCAAUAUAAAAAUCUAA
Messenger RNA from Bactrocera oleae (olive fruit fly), 1560 nucleotides. RefSeq names its product Ubiquinol-cytochrome c reductase ubiquinone-binding protein (gene UQCR-Q). NCBI's taxonomy places the organism in Eukaryota, Metazoa, Arthropoda, Insecta, Diptera, Tephritidae. The record is from RefSeq and is a predicted model, not a curated record. Gene Ontology annotation, biological process: mitochondrial electron transport, ubiquinol to cytochrome c.